Messenger RNA from Raphanus sativus (radish), 1293 nucleotides. Its product is annotated as B-box zinc finger protein 23. The coding region runs from base 615 to 1085 and encodes 156 amino acids. The transcript has 5 exons. Gene Ontology annotation, biological process: regulation of DNA-templated transcription; photomorphogenesis. Gene Ontology annotation, molecular function: zinc ion binding. Gene Ontology annotation, cellular component: nucleus. The record is from RefSeq and is a predicted model, not a curated record. NCBI's taxonomy places the organism in Eukaryota, Viridiplantae, Streptophyta, Magnoliopsida, Brassicales, Brassicaceae.
CCAGAGAUCGGAUAGCAAGCUUCCGGCGGUUCACUUGGUUUCAUGUUUCCUAGUAACAUAGCUCCUAUGAAGAGGCUUAACAUAGUAGCGUAAGGCAAGUGCUUCAUUACGGUUUGGGAUUCGUUUCUUGUAGAAGAUUUUUGUAGAGAGCUUCGGAUUGUUCUAGCUUUUUGGCUAUGGACGUCUCACUAAUUAAGUUAUUGCACGCUGGAUUGGCUGUUGUCUCUGAGUGUCUCCCCUCAUGUUCCAGAUACUACAUGUAACAACUAUGGUAAGACAGAAAUAAAAUUGGACCUGGCCCAUGUCACUUGUUACUGUGCAGGCCUAUUGUCAUUGGCCCAUUACUAUUACUGCUUUUGAUCAAUCCAGAGAUGGAAUGUUGAUGAGUCAUAGAGCUUUGUCUAUGCAUGGGAAAGGGAUGGGGAGUGUGAAUGUGCCAUGAGCUCCUGACAUUCUAGAGUGUUGGAUCUCCAUUGCCUAUGGAAGCAAGUAGUACACAAAGCUUCUGGAGAAUCUUGUCAUAGGGACUUUGAUAGCAGAACAUUUAUUGACUUAAAUGCCACCCACAAAGUUGGUCUAACCUCAGCAUGUGAACCUAUUCAACAACUUGAAGGAUGAAGAUACAGUGUGAAGUGUGUGAAAAAGCUGAAGCAGAAGUACUUUGCUGUUCAGAUGAAGCUGCUCUUUGCAAACCAUGUGACAUUACGGUUCAUGAAGGUAAUAAACUUUUCCAGAGGCAUCACCGAGUUCCUCUACAGAAAUCUGCAUCCACCACAUCAUCUGCAGCUCCUCUAUGUGAUAUCUGCAAGGAGAGAAAAGGGUACUUCUUCUGCUUAGAUGACAGAGCAUUGCUCUGUAAUGACUGUGAUGGAGCCAUUCACAUCUGCAAUUCCCACCAAAGGUUUCUACUUUCUGGAGUCCAAGCUUCGGAUCAGUCUUUGACUAAAAGCUCCGGAUGCAGCACUAGUCUUAGCUCUGAAACUUACCAGAUUCAGUCAAAAGCUUCUUUGGAUAGUCAACGAUCCAGUGAGGAGAAUGAAGCCGGAAACUCAGGUGAGACAGACAAGAGUCCUUCUGUCAUCUGAAGUCCUUAGAGAGACACAAAAUCAUGGAUGGUCCAUUCAUGCUUCUAGACUAAGUGACAAACUGUUUGAUGUUGAAGUAUAAUAAUAACAGUUUAUGUAAUGAAGUCUAUGUACAAAGAUAUAUAUGUUGUAUGCAUAUAUCAUUCCACUCAGAAGAGUUGGUUGAGGAAUCAUAUUGGUGUUUUAUCCUGGUAAAUAUAAACAUGAU